AUGGAGAGCGGAGCUGAGCAGUUAGCACUGCUGCAUGAUGCCAGGUCGGUGUGAAGUCAGAAUGGCUCUGCUGCUGCUGCUGCUGCUGUUGCUGCUGUCUCCUCUGUGAGUCUCCUGUCUGUCAGUGUGGAUGAUGGAGGCGGAGGUGGAGAGCUGCUGGCUCAGGCUGCUCCUCCUGCUCUGUUUCGUGACUCUGCACAGCUCGGCCAUCGAGACCGUGAACGUGGUGGACUUCUGUGGCCAGACGAUCCGGGAUGACGGCAUGAUCGUCAACUCGCACCAGGAAUCCAAGAAGUACUACUUUGUGACCAUGGGGACUGACUGCCAUCUAACCAUGCAAGCCAGCUCCCCUAAAGACAAGGUCCAGUUCCACUUCCGCUUCUUCCUGGUCUACAGUUUGCUACGAGUGGCCCCCCUGAGCCCGGCGCCUCUCUUCCCAGAGUCCCCUCGGGGCUCCGCCCCUCUCAACCCCAGACUGGAGCCCACCACCGGUGAGAGCUCGGGGGACCCGUGUCAUGCCGGCUCGUAUGUUCAGUUCUAUGACGGAUGGGACAGGAGCUCGCCGCCCCUCGGGCCUCCUCUUUGUGGGAAGAGCCCGCCCCGGCCAGUGUUGUCCACAGGAAACUACCUGACCCUGAGGCUGGUGACCCGGGGGACUCAGCCCAGAGUCGACUUUGUGGGGGACUUCACCUCCUUCAGACUGGGUUUUAACCAUUCCGAGUGCAGCAAUGAGCCCUAUUUCACCUGCAGAAAUGGGAAGUGUAUCCCUCUAAGUCUUGUGUGUGAUGAUAAAGGCAUUGACAACUGUGGGGAUGGAAGUGACCUGGAGGAAAACCUGACAACGGGUUGUAAAGCAGGUCAACUUUUACUUCCUGAACCUCCGCCGCCAAUAGGAACCCCACCCCCACCUUUUGUGAAUCCACCCACAGUGCCGAUUCCUACACAUAUCAACUGUGGCAUGCCAAACAGCGCUCCUAGUCAUGAGUCUGUAACAGACUCCCCUGCCUCCCUGUCCCUGUUGGUUCUCUACAUCAUCCUGGGUGUGGUAGCAGGCGGCGUGGUGCUCUGCUGGUGCUGCUGGUCACCCGGUUGGUUCCUGUGGCGGGUCAGCGUCUGUCGCUUUUUACCCUGCUGCAACUCGGCCUGCGCCUCCUUCCAGCUCUGCUGCACCCACAGCAAGGAGCACCGACUGGCGAAAGUCACCCCGCACACACCAGCCAACGGGACCCCGGCCACCCCCAACACUGCUGAGGAAAAUGUUACCACGGCAGCUGUUUAGAGCAGAAGGACUGUCCGGUUGAUAGGUUUGGGCGUGGGUACAGUGUGCUGAUACUGAGCUGUGAUCAGUGGUGGACAUGAGCAGUUACUGCGUUAGGCAUUGCAACGUGACCAAGGAUUCUUUAUAGUGAAGGUUGGACUCAUGCAUCCAGUAUGCAAUGCUGGAAUGAACCGAGCUGAACGGUUUUGGUCUGUGUGCUUUAAAUGUGAUGAUGCAGGUGAUGAGACUGCCGUGUUUAUGUUGUUAUGAGGAGGUAAAGCAGGGUACAGUAUGACUAUGGAUUGUGUAAAAAAAAAAAUAUGAAUGUAUCUCAAAAGACAGGAUUAAAGCCCCAAUUCAGACCAAAGAUUCGCGACGAGAAGAAACCGUCUUAGAAUGUCGCAGACAAAAAAAGUUGCAGCGGUCUGAACAGGUCCUUCUCAGCUCGACUCAAACCAGCUGAUGGUGUGGCUGCGACUCAGCUGGUCGAGUCUCCAGAGGCUGGUUUUACAACGUAAGAGACGUCUCCUGUUUCAACAGCCAAUAGCAAAGUCAGCUGGUAAGGUCAGCUACAAAUUAUAGAAAUAAAAUGAUCCAUAAUCCAUUUUAUUUCUAUGUUACAAACUGUUUACUGGUCAGAAUGGCAGAUAGGACGAGCGUCCGCAAGCACGUUGUGUACGGUCGAGCGAGCUAGAAUGAGAAGAGAGAGAGCGCCUAGGACAAAGCCGUGAAUAAAAACGUCUUUUCGCCGAUUCAUCACUAGAAAUGCAACUGUAGCAAGCAUCUCAAUAUCACUAACGUUAUCCACAUUCAUAUUUAGGCGAAACAAAUGAUAUAUCCAGCUACAAAAAGCCGUUUACACCGUCUCGUCGCAUUAGUGUGAACUGGCAGGUUUUAGAACGCUGCGGACUUUGCAAGAAGACGACGCAUUGCAAGAAGUCACACGUUUCAACUUGUCUCGUCGCAAAUCUUUGGUCUGAACUGGACUUAAGGGUUCUUUGAAUAACUUUUUUGUUAACAGCACAUUCAGCCUGUUUUGUAGUUAUCUCAUUAUUCACAUUCUGUUGAAGAGAUUGCUUAUGACGUUUGAGAAGUGCAGGCUUUAAAGGUGCCCUGCCACAUGUAUUUCAUUACUUUGUGGUAAUGUCUGCAAUUCU
Molecule: messenger RNA, 2415 nt
Organism: Perca flavescens (yellow perch)
Lineage: Eukaryota; Metazoa; Chordata; Actinopteri; Perciformes; Percidae
Gene: ldlrad2
Product: low density lipoprotein receptor class A domain containing 2
Exons: 5
Coding region: 131-1279 (382 amino acids)
Molecular function (GO): protein binding
Source: RefSeq, a predicted model, not a curated record